Messenger RNA from Lolium rigidum, 2351 nucleotides. RefSeq names its product vacuolar-sorting receptor 1-like. The transcript has 12 exons. The record is from RefSeq and is a predicted model, not a curated record. The coding region runs from base 135 to 2024 and encodes 629 amino acids. Gene Ontology annotation, molecular function: calcium ion binding. NCBI's taxonomy places the organism in Eukaryota, Viridiplantae, Streptophyta, Magnoliopsida, Poales, Poaceae.
CGAGCAGAGCUGGUGGAGAGAGAUAAACCGCUCCAAUAAAUCUCCACUCCACUUCUGCUUCCGAUCUGAAGAACCCUCGCCUCCUCGCUCGCCGCCGGCCGCCGCUACCGGAGGAGCAGCUGAGCACGGCCGCGAUGCGCGGGCUAGGGUUUAGGCUGCUGCCGCUGCUGCUGCUGGCGCUGGCGGCGGCGGUGGACGCGCGGUUCGUGGUGGAGAAGAACAGCCUGAUGGUCACUUCCCCCACGGCGCUGCGGGGGCGGCGCGACAGCGCCAUAGGCAACUUCGGCAUCCCGCAGUACGGCGGGAGCAUGGCCGGGGCCGUCGUCUACCCCAAGGGCAACUCGGACGCCUGCGACGCCUUCGGCGGCGGCGGCAGCAAGGACCAGCUCUUCCGCACCAAGCCCGGCGCGCUCCCCAGCUUCCUCCUGAUUGACCGCGGACAUUGCCUGUUUGCCAAGAAGGUCUGGAAUGCACAAAAUGCUGGUGCUUCGGCAGUGCUUGUAGUUGAUGACAAGGAUGAACCACUAAUAACUAUGGAUUUACCUCGGGAAGAUGAUGAGGCUGCAAAAUAUAUACAGAACAUAACUAUUCCUUCUGCUUUAAUUGAUAAAAAGUUCGGUGAACAAUUGAAGAAGGCUGUUAAAGAUGGUGAAAUGGUAAAUGUGAAUCUUGACUGGAGGGAGGCUGUCCCACAUCCUGAUGACCGGGUUGAGUAUGAGUUGUGGACAAAUAGCAAUGAUGAAUGUGGGCCCAAGUGUGAUAUGCUCAUGCAUUUUCUGAAGGAAUUUAAAGGAGCUGCACAACUACUUGAAAAAGGUGGUUAUAGUCAGUUCACACCCCAUUAUAUUACUUGGUACUGCCCUCAAGCAUUUGUGGUCAGCAAACAAUGCAAUUCCCAAUGUAUAAACCAUGGAAGGUACUGCGCACCUGAUCCAGAACAAGAUUUUAGUACUGGCUAUGAAGGAAAAGAUGUUGUUGUAGAGAAUUUGCGACAGCUUUGUGUGUUCAAUGUUGCAAAAGAGAUUAAAAAACCAUGGAUCUGGUGGGAUUAUGUGACUGAUUUUCACAUAAGGUGCCCAAUGAAGGACAAGAAGUACAAUAAAAAGUGUGCAGAGACAGUCAUAAAAUCACUAGGUUUAGAUGUGAAGAAGGUUGAUAAGUGCAUGGGAGAUCCAAAUGCUGAUUCUGACCACUUCUUGCUUAAAAUGGAGCAGGAUGCCCAGAUUGGGAAAGGAUCAAGAGGAGAUGUUACCAUAUUACCUACUCUUGUUGUGAACAAUCGACAAUAUCGAGGAAAACUAGAAAGGAAAGCUGUCCUCAAAGCUCUUUGUGCUGGCUUUGAGGAAACUACUGAGCCAAAUGUUUGUCUUAGUGAUGACAUGGAAACUAACGAGUGUCUGAGUGACAAUGGAGGUUGCUGGCAAGACAAAGCUGCUAAUGUAACAGCUUGUAGGGACACUUUUCGUGGGAGAGUUUGUGAAUGCCCAACAUUCAAUGGUGUGCAAUUCAAAGGAGAUGGCUACAGCAACUGUGAACCUGCUGGACCAGGAAAAUGCUUGAUAAACCAUGGUGGGUGUUGGCAUGAAACUCGCAAUGGAAAAACAUUCUCUGCUUGUCAGCAAUCAGGAAAUGGAGAGUGCAAGUGUCCAGCUGGUUUCCGUGGGGAUGGUGUUAAAAAAUGUCAUGACAUUGAUGAGUGCAAGGAGAAAAAAGCUUGCCAGUGUCCUGAUUGCAGCUGCAGAGAUACAUGGGGUAGCUAUGAAUGUACUUGCAGUGGAGACCUUCUGUACAUCAAGGAGCAUGACACUUGCAUAAGUAAGACAGCAGUUCAGGCUAAAGCAGCAUGGGCUGCCGUGUGGGGCAUCUUGGUAGCGUUGGCUGUUUUGGCAGCAGGAAGCUAUGUGGUAUACAAAUACAGAUUAAGGUCAUACAUGGACUCCGAGAUCAGAGCUAUCAUGGCACAGUACAUGCCACUGGACAGUCAAGGAGAGGUCACAAAUCAUUCACAAGAAGAUCAUCCAUAGAAGCGUGCGCACAUCGUUGAACCUGUACGACUGACAGGCAGAAACGCGAAGCUCGAGCUGCGAUGAGAUACUAUAUAGAGAUGUAUUCGGAGGUGAAUGGCAGCUAGAUUUCAGAGUCGGCAUGAAUUGUGUGCCUACUCAUUUAUCUGGAGCACUUUCACCAUAUGUUUCGCAGUAAGCUCCGUUUAUGCAGGUGCACCUCUGUAGGACUGUAGGCUAUGGAUGUUUUGGUGUGGUGUGUGCGAUUGUAACAUACGAUUAGAUAAUGUAAUUACCUUAAAGGAACCAUUUGACAGUGCAUGUGGAAUGUGGCAUCUGCUCUAUGUA